UGUGAGGUGGCUGAGGAGGCGGAGCCGAGUGUGCGCGAGGGACCGGCUUUGGGGCAGGGCGGAGUGUCGAGGCCGAGUUGACUGCAGGCUCGCAGGGCCUUCUCGGGGCGGGAUCCCUUGCUAGGGGGUAUGGGGGCGGGGCGUGGGUGCCGGGGCGGAACCCGAGGGCCGGAAGCGGACAGAACCCGGGGUCCCGCAAGCUGCCCGCCAUGGACGAAGCGGACCGCCAGCUCCUGCGGCGAUGUCGGGUGCGCCUGGUUGGCGAGCUGCAGGUCGCCGAGCUCUGGGACGCUCUGCUUAGUCGAGAGCUCUUCACGCGGGACAUGAUCGAGGAUAUCCAGCAGGCAGGCUCUGGGUCUCGGCGGGAUCAGGCCAGGCAGCUGGUCACCGAUCUUGAGACCCGAGGGAGGCAGGCCCUUCCUCUCUUCAUCUCCUGCUUAGAGGACACAGGCCAAGACACCCUGGCUUCAUUCUUGCGAAUUAGCCGGCAAGCAGCCGGCAAGCAGGAUCCAGAGGCUGUUAAACCCCUAGACCACCUGGUGCCUGUGGUCCUGGGACCAAUCGGACUCACACCAAAGGAGCAGAGAGUAGUGAAGCUGGAGCCAUCUCAGCCUGCCCAGGGAAACCUCACACCCGUGGUGCUGGGGCCAGAAGAACUCUGGCCUGCUCGCCUCAGACCAGAGGUUCUCAGGCCAGAAACUCCCAGGCCAGUGGACAUUGGUUCUGACAGAAGCCAUGAUGCCUGUGCUCCAGAGAAGAUCAAGGGUCAUGCAGAUAUGGCAUACAUCCUGGAUGCAGACCCCUGUGGCCACUGCCUCAUCAUCAACAAUGUGAACUUCCACCCUUCCUCGGGGCUCAGCACACGCACUGGCUCCAACGUGGACUGUGAGAAGCUUCAACACCGCUUCCGCUGGCUGCAUUUCAUGGUGGAGGUGAAGAACGACCUGACUGCCAAGAAAAUGGUUGCGGCUCUGGUGGAGAUGGCACAACGGGACCACCGCGCCCUGGACUGCUUUGUGGUGGUCAUCCUCUCUCAUGGGUGCCAGGCCAGCCACCUGCAGUUCCCGGGUGCCGUCUAUGGCACAGAUGGAUGUGCCGUGUCCAUCGAGAAAAUUGUGAACAUCUUCAAUGGGACUGGCUGCCCUAGCCUGGGAGGGAAGCCGAAGUUGUUCUUCAUCCAGGCCUGUGGUGGCGAGCAGAAAGACCAUGGCUUUGAGGUGGCCUGUACUUCCUCUCAAGGCAAGGCCUCUGACAGUGACUCUGAGCCAGACGCUGUCCCAUACCAGGAAGGCCCAAGGACCUGUGACCAGCUGGAUGCCGUGUCAAGUUUGCCCACUCCCAGUGACAUCCUUGUAUCCUAUUCCACCUUCCCAGGUUUUGUCUCCUGGAGAGACAAGAAGAGUGGCUCCUGGUACAUUGAGACCUUGGACGGCAUCCUGGGGCAGUGGGCUCGCUCUGAAGACCUGCAGUCCCUCCUCCUCAGGGUUGCCAAUGCUGUUUCUGAGAAAGGAAUUUAUAAGCAGAUUCCUGGGUGUUUUAACUUCCUCCGGAAGAAACUGUUUUUCAGGACUUAAUGAGGCCGGGGCUGCUCAUCGCCUCAUUGUUCUGCCCUAAACCUUCAUGCCCUGGAGGUGGCUGAGACCAGGACUGUCCUGCAAAGCCAGGGUUUUGGAACUGGGACAGGCCGCUCUUUCCCCUUGUGUGGCAGACAGGCUCCUAGCAGCUUCCAGGUUGGUGAGAGACGCAGAGCGGUGGAGGGAGAGUGUGCUGUGGAUGCCACCUGGCCUCUUCAUCUGUGACCCCAGGCCCUCUCUAGAGCAGGGCUUCUCUGCCGCUGCACGGCUGACGUGUGGGGGGUGUAAUCCUGUCAUGGGAUUAUCCUGUGUAUUACAGUGUGUUUUGCACCAUCUCUGGUCUCUACCUGCCAGCUGCCAGGAGACCCUUCCUAAGUUCUGCUAACCAGAAAUGUCUUCAGACAUUGUCACAUGUGCCCUAGGGGACAUAACAGCCCCCACUGGAGGACCACUGUCCACAGGGGUCUGGGGCUCAGACCCGCAGUCCAGCGGGCCAGUGUGAACACCUGGAUCUCUGAGUCUCACUGAAGUUUCCAGAAGGGUUCAUUUUCCCUUUAUUGUAUCAUUUAUUCUUAAAAAUAAAUCUUGGGCCAAAGGUCUUCA
Messenger RNA from Microtus ochrogaster (prairie vole), 2177 nucleotides. It is a transcript of the gene Casp9, whose product is annotated as caspase 9. Gene Ontology annotation, biological process: proteolysis; regulation of apoptotic process. Gene Ontology annotation, molecular function: cysteine-type endopeptidase activity. Lineage: Eukaryota; Metazoa; Chordata; Mammalia; Rodentia; Cricetidae. The record is from RefSeq and is a predicted model, not a curated record.